AUGAUGAAUUGUCAGUAGAUGGGAUAUUUGAGAACGAGGAGUUACCUUCAUGGACAAAACCGUUAACUAUAAGAGCCUUUGUGGUGAGUUUUGUGUUGUCGGUGAAGAUAUGCUUCAUAAUCAUGAAACUCAACUUCGGUGUUAGUCCUAUACCAUCAUUUACUGUCGCUUCUAGUGUAUUGGGAUUCUUCUAUGUCAAAAUUUUAAUUAAAACACUUGAGAAAGCUGGCAUGUUGAAACAGCCAUGGACCCGCCAAGAAAUUACAGUCAUUCAAACCUGCGUUUCAGCCUCCACAGGCAUCAGUUUUAGCGGAGGCUAUGGAACUUACCUGCUUGGAAUGAGUGAACAUGCUGCCAAACAAACAACAGAAGCCAAACAUGAUAUGAACUACAAAAACCCGACACUAGGAUGGAUGAUUGGCUUUCUUUUUGUAACAAGCUUCUCAGGUCUUUUCUCAGUGGUUUCUCUUCGUAAGAUAAUGAUCGUAGACUUGAAGUUGGUGUAUCCUAGUGGUACUGCUACUGGACAUUUUAUUAACAGCUUCCAUGCUCUUGGAGGGGCGAAACUAGCAAAGUUUUUCUUCGAUUUCUCAGCAACUAUAGUUGGAGUAGGGAUGAUGUGUCCUCACAUCGUAAAUAUAUCUUUUCUUCUUGGAGGAAUUCUUUCUUGCGGUAUUUUGCGGCCUCUCAUUGAAACUAGGAAGGGGGAUUGGUACUCUGCAGAUCUCGAGCCUCAUAGUUUGCAGGGACUUCACGGUUAUCUGGUAUUCAUUGGCAUUUCCAUGUUACUCGGUGAUGGCCUAUACAACUUUUUCAAGGUUAUAAGCCGAACUCUGGCUGGUUUGUUUUACAAAAUUCUGUGCAGAAAUGCAAACAUGCAAAUUCCAAUUGUAGAAAAUUCCUCUCCUGUACGAGAAUCACUUUCUUAUGAUGACCAACACCGUACCAAAGUCUUUCUUAAGGAUCAAAUCCCAAUAUGGUUUGCUAUUGGAGGUUAUUUAGCCCUUGCUGCAGUCUCCACUGCAAUCCUUCCUCACAUUUUCCACCAACUCAAGUGGUACUACAUAAUUGUUAUAUACAUAUUUGCACCAAGCCUGGCCUUCUGUGAUGCAUAUGGGUGCGGGUUCACUGAUUGGUCAUUCUCAUCUCAUUAUGGAAAACUAGCCGUCUUUACAAUUGGGGCAUGGGCGGGAGCAUCACAUGGUGGAAUCCUUGCUGGUCUAGAAGCAUGUGGAGUGAUAAUGAUUAUAACCUCCGCUGCCUCUGACCUCAUGCAAGAUUUCAAGACCGGCUACUUGACCUUGUCUUCGCCUUGUUCAAUGUUUGUCAGCCGAGUGAUUGGGACUGCAAUGGGAUGUGUUAUUUCUCCUUGUGUCUUUUGGAUUUUCUAUAAAGCUUCUCCUGAUCUUGGGCUUCCUACAAGUGAAUAUCCUGUUCCCUCUGCUACAUUCUACUAUAAUAUGGCUAAACUAGGGGUUGAAGGCUUAUCUGCUCUGCCUAAAGGUUGCCUCAAGCUAUGUUUCGGAUUUUUUGCUGCAUCCAUUCUCAUCAACUUAACCAGAGAUGCUUUGGGAAAGAAACGUUCGUGGUUUAUUCCAAUUCCAAUGGCAAUGGCAGUACCCUUUUUUGUGGGUUCAAAUAUAGCCGUUGAUAUGUGUGCUGGAAGCCUCAUACUUUAUGUAUGGCAAAAGAAAAAUAAGGCCAAUGCUGAUGCCUUUGGGCCUGCCGUGGCAACUGGUUUGAUUUGUGGUGACGGGAUGUGGACUUUGCCUAAAUGUAUACUAGCUCUAGUCGGAGUGAAACCUCCAAUUUGCAUGAUGUUCAUUUCAAGGCCUACUUAUAAUAAGUUAGAUUAAGUACUAGAAUCCUAGAUAGGCCAGGGGAAAGAUUAACUUAUAUGCCAACAAGUAUCAUCUUCAUAAUCUGUAGACUUUAAAAUAUUAUCCUGUAACCAUAAAUAAGAGAAUCAAUUCAUGUUUCUGCAGUAUGAAA
Messenger RNA from Olea europaea var. sylvestris, 1992 nucleotides. Its product is annotated as probable metal-nicotianamine transporter YSL8. Lineage: Eukaryota; Viridiplantae; Streptophyta; Magnoliopsida; Lamiales; Oleaceae. The coding region runs from base 123 to 1856 and encodes 577 amino acids. Gene Ontology annotation, molecular function: oligopeptide transmembrane transporter activity. The record is from RefSeq and is a predicted model, not a curated record. The transcript has 5 exons. Gene Ontology annotation, cellular component: membrane.